Molecule: messenger RNA, 1635 nt
Organism: Penicillium daleae
Lineage: Eukaryota; Fungi; Ascomycota; Eurotiomycetes; Eurotiales; Aspergillaceae
Exons: 3
Coding region: 1-1635 (544 amino acids)
Source: RefSeq, a predicted model, not a curated record
AUGCUUUGGGCUAACAUUCUUGCCAACAUAGUCCUGGUACUUCCUCUAGCAGUGGUUGGACGUCCUUUGGACAACGGCAGACAUUCUCAAGACCCAAUUGUCGAUCUGGGAUACGCUCAGUAUGAGGGAACCGCUCUUGAAAUUGGAGUCAAUCAAUUUCUCGGAAUUCGAUAUGCUGCACCGCCUCUAGGAGACUUACGGUUCAGGGCACCGGAAGAUCCUGUUGUUACUCACGGAGUUCAAGCGGCCAAGGAAUUUGGAGCAACCUGUAUCGGGACAUCUGGAUCCGGACCAGCACUCAGCAAUAGCACCAACGAGGAUUGUCUAUUUAUCGAUGUCUUUGCACCAACCAAUGUGACGCCGCACAAGAAACUGCCGGUCUGGUUUUUCAUUCAGGGUGGUGGCUAUGCUGCAAAUUCAGACAGGAACUUCAAUGGAUCAGAAGUUGUCGCAAAGUCAAAUUACAGCAUGAUUUUUGUGCAAAUAAACUACCGCGUCGGUGCAUUUGGGUUCCUGGCCAGUGAAAAGAUACGAGAAAAUGGCGAUCUGAAUGUCGGGCUUCUUGAUCAACAAAAAGCCCUGAAAUGGGCAAGGCAGAACAUUCAUCUUUUUGGAGGAGAUCCUGACCACAUUGUCAUUCAUGGAACAUCCGCUGGUGGUGGCUCAGUGGCCUACCAUCUCACUGCGUAUGGGGGUCAGGAGAAACUUUUUGUCGGCGCAAUAGCAGAGUCUCCGUUCCUUCCUACGCACAAGACCGUCGCUGAGUCCGAGUUCCAGUAUCAAAGAUUCGUGGAGGGUGUCGGGUGCGGGGAACAUGAAGAUUCUCUCGCCUGCCUUCGAUCCCAAGAUACAGCAACACUUCAGUCUGCCGAUGUGGCUUCUCUAUUCCCUGGUGCAAGUGAAACUCCAUUAUGGUAUUUUUUGCCCGUUAUCGAUGGCACGUUCGCCCCGGAUGCACUCUAUAGGCUCUUCGAACAAGGCAGAGUGACCAAAGUCCCAGUAAUGGUUGGCGAUGACAAUGACGAAGGAACAUACUUCACUCCAAACGCUACCACCUCUGCUGAAUUUUUGGACUUCAUGCAGGCCAACUAUCCUCGACUGACAUCCACUGACCUUCAGCUUAUCAAUGCGACUUACCCACCAGGUGCAUUAAUGCCAGAUCAUGCUCUAUACUUUGCCCCAGCCGCUCAAGCUUACGGGGAAGCAACGUUUACCUGUCCAGGCAAUGAGAUAGCCUCAUCUAUCGCCAAGUACUUCUCCCCCGCAAAAACUUGGAACUAUCGUUACAAUGUUUGGGAUGCAGCCUACGAGGAUGCCGGGCUAGGGGUACCACAUGUCACUGAAAAACCAGCGGUCUGGGGUCCUGGGUACGCAGGAGCAUGUGAUAAUUGUUCUUAUUUGACUUACAACAAGCCAAUGGUCCCCAUUGUCAUGGACUAUUGGAUCAGCUUCAUACUAUCACUGGACCCGAAUACAUACCGGGACAGCUCUGCUCCCGAAUGGAAGCCGUGGGGGACCGCUGGUGGCCAAAGAAUGCGGUUCCAGCUGAAUGCUACAGAGAUAGAGCCAGUCCCCGAUGAUCAGAAGCAUCGCUGCAUGGUCUGGAAACAUUUGGCUCGCACGAUGGAGCAAUGA